Molecule: messenger RNA, 2625 nt
Organism: Neoarius graeffei (lesser salmon catfish)
Lineage: Eukaryota; Metazoa; Chordata; Actinopteri; Siluriformes; Ariidae
Exons: 3
Coding region: 1-2625 (874 amino acids)
Biological process (GO): DNA integration
Molecular function (GO): nucleic acid binding
Source: RefSeq, a predicted model, not a curated record
AUGGUGACAGGGGGAGGGCAAAACCUUGAAAAAUUGUCUGCCUUGGAUGAACGGGUUGCUGGCAUUAUUGGGGACGCUGCGUGUUCCGGAGUGGUGAGUGGUGUGACUGACCGUGACCUCGUGGUGGAACCCCCAGAACCCCCAGAAACAGAACCAAACAUCCAAGAUGAAGACACGUCCGCUCCUGCCGCGAUGGUGCAGGAGGAGGCAAGGUCGUCCUCUGUACGUGAGGCUCGGGCACCAAGGGUAUUAACUGAUGAGGUCCUGCAGAACCAAGAGCACAUUGCCCAGGCAGUUAGUGACAUCAAGGGGCAGCUAAGCAACCUCAUUAAUGUGCUCACUGAAAUCAAGGUGUUCAGCAAAGAAUUGGGAACACUGAAGGGGUUUGAAGCAUCACUGACCCUGAAGCCCGAUCAGAAGCCGAAGUUCUGUCAAGCACGUGUGGUGCCGUAUGCCUUAAGACCGAAAGUGGAAGCUGAAAUAGAACGGCUAUUCCAGCAAGGAGUGAUCUCCCCAGUUCAAUUCAGUGAUUGGGCAACCCCCAUUGUACCAGUAAUUAAGAAGAAUGGUAGCGUGAGAAUAUGUGGAGACUUUAAAGUUACUGUAAACCCAGCCUUGUGUGCUGAACACUAUCCAAUACCUCGUAUUGAGGAUCUUUUUGCAUCAUUGUCUGGUGGACAUCGUUUCAGCAAACUGGACCUUUCACAGGCAUACCUCCAGGUACCAGUUAAGACUGACUCAAGAAAAUACCUCACAAUUACCACCCACAAGGGCAUGUUUCGCUACAACCGCUUACCAUUUGGGAUUACAUCCGCUCCCUCCAUUUUUCAGAGAAUAAUGGAUCAAGUGCUACAAGGCCUUCCAAAUGUCCACUGUUUUCUCGAUGACAUCCUUGUCACGGGCCGGGAUGAUGCACACCAUCUGAGAAAUCUCGAAGCAGUACUAAGUCGUCUCGAAGAAUUUGGGCUCCGAGUCCAGAAAGAGAAGUGUGAGUUUUUCAGGAGCUCACUUGAAUACCUAGGUCACAUAAUUGACUCAGCGGGACUUCAUAAGUUUCCUGAUAAGAUCCAAGCUAUAGUGGAUGCCCCUGCGCCAACCGACGUGAGUCAAUUACGCUCCUUCUUAGGACUCAUUAACUACUAUGCACGCUUUGUUUCAAACCUCUCAUCGCUUCUCCACCCACUAAAUGCGUUGCUACAUAAGGGAGUUAAGUGGGAAUGGUCAAAGACAUGUGAUGAGGCUUUCCAAAAGGCAAAAGAGCAGUUAUCCAGUAAAAGUGUCCUGACGCAUUACAAUCCAAGGUUUCCAGUUAUACUCACCUGUGAUGCCUCACCCUAUGGCGUUGGAGCGGUCAUCUCCCAUCGUUUGCCAAAUGGUGAAGAGCGACCCAUAGCCUUUGCUUCUCGGACGCUUAGCAAAGCAGAGCAGAAUUAUGCUCAGAUUGAGCGAGAAGCACUAGGAAUCAUAUUUGGGGUUAGACGUUUCCAUUCAUAUCUUUAUGGCCAUAAUUUUACUCUGCUUAUGGAUCACCGUCCUCUGAAAACCAUAUUAAGUCCCAGCAAAGCAACCCCGUCUAUGGCUGCAGCAAGACUACAGCGAUGGGCACUCAUAUUGGCAGCACAUGACUAUACAAUCAAAUACAGAUGUGCCGCUGACCAUGGUAAUGCAGAUGGUCUUUCACGUCUGCCCUUACCUGUGCAGCAUAAAGAGAAACAAGGGACAGUUAACACUUUUCUGAUUAACCACAUUGUAAGUCUCCCAAUUCAGUGUAAGGAUGUUAAAAGAGAAACCAGAUCUGACACCACCCUCUCACAGGUCAUGGAGAUGGUGUCAACCGGUCGCUUUCCAUCGGCCAAAGAUGCCGAUGGUAGCCUAGUACCGUAUAUCAUACGAAAGGAUGAACUCUCAGUACUUCAAGGCUGUUUAAUGUGGGGAAAUCGUGUAAUCGUUCCACCCAGAUUACGUCAGCAUGUCAUGGACGAACUCCAUGUGGGACACCCAGGCGUGAUCAAGAUGAAAGCAAUGGCAAGAAGCUAUGUGUGGUGGCCGGGCCUGGAUGCUCAGGUCGAGGAGAAGUGCAAAUCUUGCGCCUCUUGUCAGCGAUGUCAAAAGAGCCCUGCCCUCGCACUGCUACACCCAUGGCCCUGGCCAACAGCUCCGUGGCAGCGAAUUCAUAUUGAUUUCGCCGGACCUUUUGAAGGGCUCAUGUUUUUCAUCGUCGUUGAUGCGCAUUCCAAGUGGCCUGAAGUCUUUUUGAUGGACGCCACAACAUCUGCAAAAACAAUUGAAGUCCUAAGAGGUCUUUUCAGUCAUUAUGGAAUACCAGAGGUCUUAGUCAGUGACAAUGGGCCUCAGUUCACAUCUGAGGAGUUUGCCAACUUCUUAACAUCCAAUGGCAUUAAGCAUAAAUGGUCAGCUCCUUUUCACCCUGCAACCAACGGCCUGGCAGAGCGCUUUGUGCAGACAUUUAAACAUUCCCUAAAAAAAUCCAAGGGAAUGGAUUCUGUCCAGCGGCGACUUGAUGCCUUCCUACUGCAAUAUAGAAAUACCCCCAUGCCACUACUCAAGAGUCUCCAGCUAUGCUGUUUUUCCAUCGCAAACUGCGCACCCAUCUGGAUCUACUGA